Messenger RNA from Gadus chalcogrammus (walleye pollock), 2508 nucleotides. RefSeq names its product eukaryotic translation initiation factor 3, subunit Jb (gene eif3jb). The transcript is spliced from 9 exons. Gene Ontology annotation, molecular function: translation initiation factor activity. Lineage: Eukaryota; Metazoa; Chordata; Actinopteri; Gadiformes; Gadidae. Gene Ontology annotation, cellular component: cytoplasm; eukaryotic translation initiation factor 3 complex. The coding region runs from base 226 to 948 and encodes 240 amino acids. The record is from RefSeq and is a predicted model, not a curated record.
CCAAUAAUGAAAUAAUCUAUAAACAACACAAUGACAAAAAAAAAUAUUUUAGGCACCCCUCUGAGUUCACUGUAUCAGAUAAUGAGUGGGAUCUAGAAGGUAGGAGUCGCUUUUCCUGGGGGCCAACCAAGUGCUCCACCGGCACAUGAGGAGACAGCCGUCAGUGAGGCGUCGCUCCGCUGAUUCCAACCGGCUGGGCGUCGGAUCCUGUCAAACACAACCAACAUGGCGGACUGGGACGCCGACAACUUCGAGCCGGACGAGCCGAUCAAAAAGGCGGCAGUGCAGGAUAAAUGGGAAGGCGAAGAUGAAGACGACGAUGUCAAGGAUAACUGGGAUGACGAUGAUGAGGAAGAGAAAAAAGCGGAGAUAAAGAAAGCAGAGACAAAGGUGUCGGAAAAGAAGAAGCUUAGCGAGAAAAUAAAGGAGAAGGAAAACCGAGAGAAAAGGAAAAAACAGGAGGAGAUCCAGCAGAAGCAAGAGGAGCUAACGCCAGAGGAGCAGCAACUGGAGAAGCUAAGAGUUCAGAAGCUACAAGAGGCCGCAGACCUGGAGCUAGCUAAAGAUGCUUUUGGUAUCAGCAAUACGGCAAUCAACGUGGCAGGUAUCGACGCCAUAUGCCCGUCUUCUAAAGAAGACUUCGUAGAGUUGGAGAAGUUGCUGAAAGAAAAAAUAUGCCAGUUUGAGAAGUCUGUGCAUUAUUCAAAUUUCUUGGAUUCAUUGUUUCGGGAACUCUGUAUUUCAUUGGAAAUAGAGGACUUAAAGAAAAUCAGUAAUGCCCUUACAGUCCUUCUUAGUGAAAAGCAGAAACAAGAAAAACAAAACAAAGCCAAGAAGAAAAAGAAGGGCGGUCAGCCCGGUGGCGGGCUGAAGGGCAAGAUGCGCGACGAUCUGGACUAUACAGCGUUUGACGGUGGUUACGCCCAGGACUACGAGGACUUCAUGUGACACUGGCGCACCAGCGACCCCCCGCCCCGCCCCGCCCCGCCCGCGUCAACCAUCCCAAACACAGCUGUACCUUCUCAUGCUGCCCAGAAGCCAUCCUGGAAGUCCUGAACAAGAUGGCCACCCCGCAUCGGCCCCCACCCCCAAAUCUGCCCCUUCAUUUUGCUUCAAUGGUCAGAGGGACCUCACCGGGGAGCGUCCACCGUCACAUCUGAUAUGAGCGUAUGGAAUUGCCUUUCGUGUGGCCUAAAACUCCAGAGACGCUCUCGCUCGUCAAUUAGUAUCCGCCGGGUGAUCCAGAUGCAAAGGGAAAGUACAUUUGAACUGCUGGGCUGUGUUAGCUCCAGGACUCAAUGUUUAUUGCUAAGAUUUGAGAGGUGUGGCUCAUUUCAAAGUGGCAGAUAAAGUAUUGCAGUAAAUAAGGACAUAGAAACACAUGUGGUUAUAUGCAAACGUCUUUACCCAGAAUGUCUGUAUAUACUAGAGGUCUCUACGUAAUUUGCCUCACAGGAAACUAUAGUAUCUAUGACUGGUUGCCAAAUACAGGUGUUAUUUGGUAAUGAUUAAUCGUAGUCCUCAAGGAGUUGCUGUGUUCAUGCAUUCAGACUGGAGCGCUACAUGUGAAAAGUCGUAACACCCAUUGUAUUUGAAGCAAAUAUGGAUGGCCUAGGGUAAUAAACAUCCUCUCUGCCAUUCUCUGGAAUUUUCCUUUUAUGAAUUGAAAAGCAAAAAAUAGUGCAUAUAGGUAUUAUUUUUGUGCAUGACAAAGGUAUGACUUACUAAUUUGAUUUCUACUAAUGCAGUGUUUGGAUACAUCAAGUGGUCUGAUUUGCCCUCUGCUGGUCUCCUGAUCAUUGCUUCUGCAGGCUUGUAUCAAGUGUGUUGAGGAGCGAGGCCUUGCUUACUUCUCACUACAACCUGGUCACAGGGGCUCGACUUUCUACUGACUGACCAGUAUCCACGACAAGUCCCAUCAUAGCAGCAUCUGCAAUCUUUUAUAUGCAUUUAAUUUAAUAAAUCACUGGUAGAAAACAAACCCCGGUUUUGCAGUUUCUGUUUUGAGAGAACUGUCUAAUAGUGGAUCUAGAUUACCGUUUUCCGACCCUGUUAAUGCUGUGACCCUAACCUGUGGAAGUACUUUUGGAUCAGGACCCUUCAAGUAUCUUGUGCCGAAAAAUGGGCUAUUCAUUUGCAUUACCAUGUGAACAAAAAAUGACGAAAGUAAAUCAUAAAAAGCUUAUCAACAUUUCCGUGUAUUUUUCAUCACUAUAUAUAUUCUCGUUUUCAGUCAUCAAAUUAAACAAAUCAUGCAUGUUUCUUGAACAAUAUAUAUUGUAGACAUCCUGACAUUCGUAAUGUAGCUGUUUAAUACGAGUUGAGAGAAGAAAUCCUGGUUGUUACCAAUUUAUUCGAAUUGUAUCCAACUGACUUGUUAAAAACAUGGAAAGUACAAUAAAUAUUGUAUUUACAAUUUCAAGUAAAUAUUUAAUAUGGUCAAAGGUUUACCUUUAUCGGGAAAUAUUUUCUUUACCCAUUCCCCCGCCAAAAAAACUACCUGAAACA